ACGCCGACCCCGCGGCUCGACCUGCACCCCCGGGAGUAGCCGUCGCGGUCGCCGGCUGGCUGGAUUAGGGUUUGGGCCGGUCUUCGAGGGAGGGAAGGAGGCGAGAUGGGGCGCGGCAAGGUGCAGCUCAAGCGGAUCGAGAACAAGAUCAACCGCCAGGUCACCUUCUCCAAGCGCCGCUCGGGCCUGCUCAAGAAGGCGCACGAGAUCUCCGUGCUCUGCGACGCCGAGGUCGGGCUCAUCAUCUUCUCCACCAAGGGAAAGCUCUACGAGUUCGCAACUGACGCAUGUAUGGACAAAAUUCUUGAGCGGUAUGAGCGCUACUCCUAUGCAGAAAAAGUGCUCAUUUCAACCGAAUCUGAAAUUCAGGGAAACUGGUGCCAUGAAUAUAGGAAACUGAAGGCGAAGGUUGAGACAAUUCAGAGAUGUCAAAAGCAUCUAAUGGGAGAGGAUCUUGAAUCAUUGAAUCUCAAGGAGUUGCAGCAACUAGAGCAGCAGCUGGAAAGUUCACUGAAACAUAUUAGAUCCAGAAAGAGCCAGCUUAUGCACGAAUCCAUAUCUGAGCUUCAAAAGAAGGAGAGGUCACUGCAGGAGGAGAAUAAAAUUCUCCAGAAGGAACUCAUAGAGAAGCAGAAGGCCCACACGCAGCAAGGGCAGUGGGAGCAAACUCAGCCCCAAACCAGCUCUUCCUCCUCCUCCUUUAUGAUGGGGGAAGCUACCCCAGCAACAAAUCGCAGUAAUCCCCCAGCAGCGGCCAGCGACAGAGCAGAGGAUGCGACGGGGCAGCCUCCGGCUCGCCCGGGGCUUCCACCAUGGAUGGUGAGUCACAUCAACAAUGGCUGAAGGGGCUUCCACUCCAUCUAAACGUAUUAUUCAGUACGUGUAGCGAGUUGCACCGGCCUGUCUUCUUGUGGUUGCUAGCAAGCUGACCCCUAGAGGAAAGCAGAAAGGGAAAAUUCGGAGAAAGGUAGCAGGUUGCAAUGUGUAUAUUUCACUCUGUUCUGCUCAGUUUCCCUCCUGCCUGAGCUGACUUCACGUAAGAGUUAUUUACCUUGUAAUACAUGUGUAGCGUGAGUGACAAAUUUUCCAUUUUCUACGACCCUCUUGGGUGCCGUCUGUUUCUGUGAAUUAAACUAUCCAAUAUGAGUAUUAUGUAUAUUGUGAUUGUUGAAAAUAAAUUAAUCCGGACCUUUGUCUCCGUGAUCUUA
Molecule: messenger RNA, 1208 nt
Organism: Lolium rigidum
Lineage: Eukaryota; Viridiplantae; Streptophyta; Magnoliopsida; Poales; Poaceae
Product: MADS-box transcription factor 14-like
Exons: 8
Coding region: 106-843 (245 amino acids)
Biological process (GO): positive regulation of transcription by RNA polymerase II
Cellular component (GO): nucleus
Molecular function (GO): protein dimerization activity; DNA-binding transcription factor activity, RNA polymerase II-specific; RNA polymerase II cis-regulatory region sequence-specific DNA binding
Source: RefSeq, a predicted model, not a curated record